AUGACCUCUCUACGAGGCGCCACAUCGCCAUCGCUAACACCAUGGCCCACCGCUGAUUACAGGUCACGUCGCUGGACCCAGUCUGUCGCAGUGCGCGAACAACAAUUUGAUUCCUCGAAUCCUGCCAUGUCGUUUCCCUGUCUUGAUGCUCAAGAAGCCAAGUCCGCGUCACUAUCUACACGGUCAAUGAGUUCUGGUCCAGAACCAUCCUACACGACCGGACAGCAUGAGAACUUCCACUGCAAAACCCCGCUACUUCUCGACUGGGGCGGUGUGCUCCCCGAAUUUGACGUUGCUUACGAGACUUGGGGUACCCUGAAUGCCGAUAAGAGCAAUGCGAUUCUCCUACAUACAGGCCUCUCCGCCUCAAGUCAUGCGCAUAGCACACCGACGAACCCUAAGAAUGGCUGGUGGGAAAAGUUCAUUGGUCCCGGGGCUCCUCUCGAUACGAACAAAUAUUAUAUUAUCUGCACAAACGUAAUCGGUGGUUGCUAUGGAAGCACAGGCCCUUCAUCCAUUGACCCAUCUGACUCGAAGCGAUAUGCGACACGUUUCCCUAUUUUGACGAUCGAGGACAUGGUUCGGGCGCAAUUCAGACUUCUCGACUCACUAGGCAUCCAGAAACUGCAUGCAUCCGUUGGCUCCAGCAUGGGCGGAAUGUUAAGUUUAGCAUCUGGUGUUCUCUUCCCCGAAAGGAUGGGAAGAUUGGUUAGUAUCAGUGGCUGUGCGCGCAGUCACCCAUACAGCAUCGCCAUGCGACAUACCCAACGACAGGUCCUUAUGAUGGACCCCAAUUGGCAACGCGGCUUCUAUUACGACUCGAUUCCUCCUCAUCACGGUAUGAAACUUGCCCGAGAGAUUGCCACCGUUACAUAUCGUAGUGGUCCUGAAUGGGAAAACCGAUUUGGCAGAAAGAGAGCGGAUCCCAGCAAGCAGCCAGCUCUCUGUCCGGACUUCCUGAUCGAAACCUAUUUGGACCACGCAGGAGAGAAAUUCUGUCUCGAGUACGAUGCCAAUAGCUUGCUAUACGUGUCCAAGGCUAUGGAUCUUUUUGAUCUGGGCUACGCUCAUCAAGUUGCGACCCGAGCACGAAGGGUACAAAAUCAAAAGAGGAUGGUACUGGGCAGUAUGGAACGGAACGGUGCUUCCUGCAGCUUGGCAUUGCCUGAUAAGCCUUAUGAGGAGCAACCUGCCACUUUAUCGUCUUUGACACCGAUGAACGAACCGGCAACCGACGACUCGGCUGAUGGACCUCCACAAGAUCUCAUUCGUGGCAUGUCCCCGCUGAAAGACCACCCAGUACUUGUCAUGGGCGUUGCAAGUGAUAUUUUAUUCCCAGCAUGGCAACAGCGAGAGAUUGCGGAAACACUAAGAGCUGCCGGAAAUCAGAAUGUGGAGCAUGUCGAAUUAGGUGAGGAUAUCUCACUUUUCGGCCAUGAUACGUUCCUGCUAGAUCUCGAGAAUAUUGGAGGUCGAGUUGGGAAGUUUUUGGGAUGAGCGUCAUCUUAUCCUAGUGUAUAUUUAUCAUGGAGCAUUCUAGCAUAGCAUAGCAUAGCAUUGCGGGCGUUUCUUUUCUUAAUUUCGUCACAUUCGACACAUAGAUAGGCGUUUUCGGACUGAAUAUACCUAAUUACAUAC
Molecule: messenger RNA, 1638 nt
Organism: Talaromyces stipitatus ATCC 10500
Lineage: Eukaryota; Fungi; Ascomycota; Eurotiomycetes; Eurotiales; Trichocomaceae
Product: homoserine O-acetyltransferase
Exons: 2
Coding region: 1-1497 (498 amino acids)
Biological process (GO): L-homoserine metabolic process
Molecular function (GO): L-serine O-acetyltransferase activity; homoserine O-acetyltransferase activity
Source: RefSeq, a predicted model, not a curated record